Messenger RNA from Rhipicephalus sanguineus (brown dog tick), 7119 nucleotides. RefSeq names its product TAR DNA-binding protein 43. The transcript is spliced from 4 exons. Gene Ontology annotation, cellular component: nucleoplasm. NCBI's taxonomy places the organism in Eukaryota, Metazoa, Arthropoda, Arachnida, Ixodida, Ixodidae. Gene Ontology annotation, molecular function: RNA binding. The coding region runs from base 98 to 1585 and encodes 495 amino acids. The record is from RefSeq and is a predicted model, not a curated record. Gene Ontology annotation, biological process: regulation of gene expression.
CUCGCGUUCUCUCGUAGUGGUGCGAGAGUAUCCAAAGUUUGAUGUGUGUUGUGGUGUAAGUGUAUGCUUGUGUGUUUGUUUAUAUAAAAGUUUCAGAAUGAGCUGUUUUAUUCAAGUUUCAGAGGAUGAAAGUGAAGAACCCAUUGAACUUCCGUGCGAAGACGAUGGCACACUGUUACUGACAACGCUGUCCGCUCAGUUCCCGGCCACAUGCGGACUCAAAUAUCGAAACCCCGAGUCUGGAACGAUGCGUGGAGUGCGUUUGGUCGACGGCCGAUUUCACCCGCCAGACAACGGAUGGGGCAAUGUUGUGUAUUACUGUGUUUUCCCUAAAGAUGCGUGCCUGCACAACUCCGAGAACAAGCGCAAGAGUGACGAGCAGCUGGAGAACAGCACGGCCAAGACCAAGCGGCUGGAGAACCGGCAGAAAUGCUCCGACCUGAUAGUGCUGGGCCUACCCUGGAAGACCUCGGAGCAGGACUUGCGCCAGUACUUCGAGACCUUUGGGGAGGUUCUCAUGGCACAGGUGAAGAAGGACCCCAAGACAGGCCAGUCGAAAGGAUUUGGCUUCAUCCGCUUCUCCAGCUACGAGUCCCAGGUGAGGGCCCUGUCCAAGCGGCAUCUCAUCGAUGGCCGCUGGUGUGACGUCAAGAUCCCAAACUCCAAAGUGAGUGCUCAAGACGGCCAAGCAUCGGAGCUCAGCCGCAAGGUGUUCGUGGGCCGCUGCACUGAGGACCUGAGCUCUGACGACCUACGUGACUACUUCUCCAAAUACGGCGAGGUGACGGAUGUGUUUAUCCCCAAGCCAUUCCGCGCGUUUGCUUUUGUCACCUUCGUCGACCCAGACGUGGCACAAUCACUGUGCGGCGAGGACCACAUCAUUCGCGGCACCAGCAUUCACGUCAGCAACGCGGUGCCGAAGAGCGAGGCGGCACCUUCGUCGCACCACCACGCUCUGGGGCCACUCGCAGGCGGCGGCGGAGGGGCAGGCGGGGGUGCCGGGGGGAGGGGCCCGGGGACCGGCCCCGCCCACAGGGGCGGGCCUCUCGACGUGGGCCGGCCCGCCGGUCAGGGCACGGCAUACGCGACACCGGGGCCCUUCCCGGGCGCGCACCACCUGGCGCCCCACGGUGGUUGGGGCCAUCAGGCAGCUGGGGGAGCACAUCGUGGCGCGGACUUGCCGAACCUCUUAGGCGGCAGCUUGGGCAUGGGGCCCCUGGGUGCUGCACAGGCACAAGCCACACCCCCACAGGGUGUGAACACUACUCCUCCCACGUUGGGCAUGGGUGCGCUGAACUUGGGCGCCGCAACGCUGCCCCUCAGUUCUGCCGUUGUGGCUGCUCUUGGGCAGGCGGCGGGCUUUGGGCUCUUCGGGGGGUCGUUCCAGGGGGGCGCGGGGGACCAGGGUCCCGGAGGACCCCCACCGCCUAACUCGGGUGCCGGCGGGUCGGGCUCCUUCUUGGGCUGGAUGGGACAAGGAGGAGCCGGGCAGGCGGGCGGCUCUGCCGAUGCCGGGGCGGGCCAAGGUGGACCCUGGCCCCAGCGCGAGGGCAAGCAGGGCUUCGGCAUGUCCGUCUCCCCCUGAGCAAGUGCGCUCGCUGGGGGACCGUUUGGUCUGCCCGCUCUCUGGUGGCACUGGUGCACUCUGGGGGCCGUCCCUUCUCAGUUUUUAUUGGUCUCGCGAUUGGUCCGAGGCAUGGUACGUGGUGACUAGUAGAGGAAACCACCAUUGCCACUUAUGCUUCUGGGUGCCACGUGAGUGUGUCGGCACGAUUGGUACGAUCAAAGUGAAAUGCAUUUGUCCGCUGUUUUCCCGUGGCCGCUCGAGUGCACUGGUGCGGCCGCCCUGGGGAGAUUGUAACUGGGAGAGUCCUUAUCGCACACUGGCUUGUACUGGCGGGGGGAGUCGGCUGCAGUGAGUGUUGGUGUUGGAGGUGCGGGUUGGGAGGAGGGAGGUGGCGCGGCCGCCAGCAGCUCCGUCCGGGUGUCGUGUGGUAUGUCUGGCCUGUGCGUGUGGGUGUGUCUGGUGGUUCGCGUGGGCCUCUGCCGGCCUCCCUCCUCCUUCUGGGCAGAUGCAUUACAAGUGUGUGGGCCUGCGAGGACAAAAGCCCGUGCGAAUGUCACGUGUAUUUAAGGCGUGCAUGGUGCGUGUCUGGAGGAGUCUCUCUCUUGCCACUGCUCUGUCUCUUUCUCUUCUGCUGUACAUAAACCUGUAUCAUUUCUAGAGCGAGUUGUUCUGUGCAUAGGUGCAUGCGUGAGGUGGGAUUCUUGAGAUGCGAGGGCCAUCGACUGCUCAUGGUAUCUGAGGCUCGGCAUUGAUUAGCUGUUCCUUUAAAUAUUGCAGCUUCUUUCUUUUGGACAAGUGUUGUACGAGGAUAGUAACGUUGAGUGAAGGGCCAAUGCAGAAAGCUUUUUUUUUUACGGUGCGUUUGUGCGCAUGCUUGUCUGGGCAACCAGAAAUUUUCUCCGAGUACUUAGCCACAGGCACCAUGAGCAUUCGUGCCUCCCGUUUACUACAGUGACUGGCGCGCAGGAAACCAUUGCUGCAUUGCAUUUUGCGAGCCCAUAGAAAUGCUCGCCUGGAACAGUGCAGCUGCCACGGCGAGGCCCCUAGCGAUUGUGAAAGCCUCGGUUAGUAUGAUCACACAUUGGCACGCAGAGAACGUCUAGCUUUGCAGAACUGCGCGAGUGCAUUUGCGGAGCGCUUGUCGAGUACGAGUGCUUCCUCGAGUGCGAAGAAGCAAUGACGGGGUGCUGUCGUUGGGGCAUAUGUGGCUCUUUUGAUGGCGUGCACCCGUCUGGUUGCAUUGCAUCUGCAAUCUUGGUAUGUCGCAUGGCGAGCUAGCCUUCCUGUCGCAGUGGCUCAUCUUUCCUGGGCUUUCUCUCGCUCUGUAUGCCUGUCGAUCCAAGACGAGAGUUUAUACUCGUGAGACAACUUGCUGUGUGCUACGUAGAGCUAGCUGGCUUUUGCUUAGAUAGGUUUGUGAGAAAUUCGCUUUCAUUGCUAUUGGCUUGCCCAUCUCGCUGAGCUGGUCACUCUCUCGUCUUCCUUUCGGUGACAGGAAUGCCUCGAUAAUUUUUGUGGCCGAUGGUACUUUCAAUUAACAUUACGCAGCAGAAGUUCGCUGCAUCAUUGGUUAGGGAUUAUUGGUGCCUGGAAUGGCGGCAGCUUGGUGUUCUCUCUGGCCCGCUGCUCAUGUUGAGCCUUCGCUUGUUUGGCCAACCAAAGCUUCUGUUUGAUCAUUCUGGACGCCACUGCCUUUGUGGCCUUCACACGCAAGCGUGCAACUGCACUUCUUUCACUGCUGGCUCGUGCCUAUGGUGCAACAUGUAGUGCUGCUUAUUCCAUCGUUUGUUUAUUCUUGUUGCACACUUGACUAGGGAAAAAAGAACACCUGGUUGCCACUACACUGUAAGGUGAGUGUUUUGACGAUUGCCACUGGAAAAGAGGAGAAAGUAAUGCGAGUUUGUAUCUGGUUGGAUGCUUUCGGUACUGGUGAAAGGCAACCACACUUCAUUGUAAAUCCAUUUGCACAUCUCCGUUGCAUGUGGAAACGUGGUCAUUACCCAGCACUUUUGUUUGUGUCGAAGCCUCCUGAUUGGCUGGUCACUGCUGCGGGGAAACGCCUUUCACUUUGCAGGGGAGCUACUUGUAGCGGUGUGCACAUGGCAGCUGUCCGACGUUGAUAGUUUGGUCAUCGUAAGCAAUUUCCUUUUUCUCGCCAGUGUUCUUUCCUCCUAGCCAUGUCGGCACCGUCUGUGACGAGGCGCCGCUCUGAGCGAGGCGGUCAACCCUCUCGUCCAUUUGUUGCAUCUCCGCAGCGGGGCUGCACUUGCUAUAGAUAAUGCUCGAGCCUUGCAGGUGUUUCUUUUUGAGGAGAUGGGGUGGGGGAAUGAAAGAAGCAUUUUGGAAGCUUUACGGCAAGCUGAUGUUUGAGGAAAGGAAGCGCUUCACUUUUGAGGGAAAUGUGCCGCGAAUGCACGCUGCCUGCUUUUACGCUGUCUUCAUUACUAUUGCACAGUCUCCUCUGAUACAAAGUACCUGUACAUGUUUGUGGCUAUUCUGCUGCCUGGAUAUUUGCGAGUACACUUUCACCUUUUUUCGGCGUACGGAAAUUGUAUUACCACUCAACAUUUUCCUUUCCUUUGUUGAGGAAGCUUACAUUAGUUGCAUCCAGUAGAUUCCUUCACGUUCGAAAAAGAAUAGAAAAAAUGAAACUUCAGUGCCAGGAGUGCUGUGCUCUUGAAGCGCAGUGCAACAAAACCGUUAACCUAGACUCUCUCCACAGUUAUGCUGUAGACACUGUGUCCACAAGUGAGGCCAAAGUUAGCCGCAUAAACGCCAUUAGUCGUUCUGCUUCGUAGGGCUAGAGGCUCGCUUGGCAGAAGUGAAAUUUCUUGGAUUACAUAGUUACUGUUUCAAUUGCAGUAUUCCAUUUCACAGUUCUCCGUGUAAAUUGGCACAUCUUCAGGCCAAAGGAAUUUCGUGGCUCGGGCCUUCGCGUCUCGUUUGGUUUUUCUGUCUCCGAGCCUUGAGGUCGAAGUGCAAAGGGCACCUUUUCAGAAGUCUGCCCCUGCCAAAUGACGUCUUACCUGAAAGUUGUGCAUCAUUCAUGUCGCGCAGUCCGAGAAAAAAAAAAAAUGUGUGUAACAUAAUUUAUUCAUAACGGCGAUAAUGCUAUUUGGCACUGGAUGACAUCUCAUCCCACCACGCACAGUGGCUCUUGCCAUUCUCAAGAGAUUGUCGUGUGUUGUGGUCACUCAAACUGGAUGCAUGUCAAAUGCUGUUGACGAGCCCCAGAAUUCUUCCGAUCGGGCCUUCGGUUGUGGGUAGGGCCGUGACGCUCUCUAUUCUCGACAUUGCUGCAUGUGACAUUUGUACAUAGUGGGUACAACUGUGCGGUCCAUGCUGUCUUGUUAAGGUAGCAGAAGCUAGCCUAGCUCGCGCACAAGAGAAAACCGCUGCUGCUGCUGCUGCUUCUGUCACCAACACCACCAUCAGCCAUUGUCUUGGUGAAUGGAAGACGAAAAGGUGUGGCUACUGGUUUUGCCUAUGCCAGCUGCUUUCUACAAAGGUGUCAAAAAGAGAAAGCGCCUAAUUGUUUGCAAACGAUGCGAGAGACUGUACCACAUGGCAGGGACUCGUAGGCACCGACGUUGGCCCGAUUGUCGGUCUCGGCCCGAUCUCGUGUUCACGGAACCUUGUUGAAGCUUUAAAAAACCUUAAGUCCUUUUGGCACUGGCCUGAUGCAUGCUAAAUAAAAUUACUUGCACUGUUAGCUACGGAAGCAUACAGAAUCUUGAUCUACAGAAUUAUACGGAAUCGUAACCUAAGGAACUUACGCCGUUAUCUGUGGAACCUUGCAACAGCCGAGGCCUUGGUAGCCGAGGCGCGCUCGUCGUAGCUGGCACAGCUGAACUAGUAGUCCCCCCGCUUCCAACACCUGGCCGCUUUAAUGUGAGAGUCCAAACAUGCCUCAAUUGGGUCGUCAUUGUCAGUUAGCUGUUUUUAGUGGAGUUUGGUGUUUGAUGUGGUUGCCCUCUUCUGCUAUUGUCUGUUUCUUACCAUUACCUUUUAAAAUGAGUGGUGCACCCAUUUGUGGAUGUGUACAUAACUUGACGACUGUAACUUUUUCUAUUUGUCAUCGUUCUACUCCCCUAAUUUUUUUUUUCUUCCAUUUUUUUUAAUGCUCUGCGGUGUGCCUGUUGAUACCCAUUGUUUGGAAAAAACCAGCACACUUCACAAAAACAACAAUUGCAUCUUUCAGAGUGGAUUGACGGGUGUGCAGACUGUGUGCAGUUGAUGAAAAAAAGAACUUUAUUGUGGCGACAUUGUUUAUAUUGUUAUAGUAGACUUCCUUCUUGGGGUUCUGUUUUGUAACUUCCUUUUAAAAAUGGGUGUGUGCGUGUGGUUUGAUUAACACUUUUUUCGAAUGAGCUGUGGCGCUUUUAGCACAAAAUGACUUGUGGCAAGUUUCACAUUGUGUGGGCUGGUGUGACAGGCUGGCAAUUUCCAGAGGUUUCCCAUUUAGCUGAUGUAAAUUUGGACAUGCGAAGUGAGAGAUUGGUGUGUAGGUAUGCUCAAGAAAUGUUGAUUGAAUGCGAGAGAAGCACAGUGAAAUGAAUGAGUGUUGAAGAAGAAAAACUUGCUGACCACCUUCGGAACUUUUUUUUUUUUUACCUUUUACAGUGCCUCGUGGCUAAUGUGAUGGUGUUUUGUGGUGGUCACAGUCGAGGCAAGAAUAACUGUAAAUGCUUUGUUUGUUCAGUGCACAUGCUUUUUGCGGAACGAGAGCGCGAGUGCCCAACGUACCUAGUCCUAAACCAGACUCUCUGGACAGUGUGACAUUUUGUAUUACUUGAAAGUGCAAAUCUGGCUGGCCUUGCUGUGUGAAGCGAACCUGGGAAAUUGCCAGCCACAUUGGUCAGAAUAGCGGCCUCAUUUGUUUUUCAUCACUGGUCGGUAUUCCGAUUUCAUUUGUUGCACCAAGACAGUACACAUCCGUGGCUGCACUCGAAUUCUUGUAAUGUGUCGACGUACGACAGGUAGUGCUGUUGGAAUAACUAGGCUUUCUUUAUUGGACGUUAAUGAUAACGGAAGCACGGCAUAUUCUGCUGGACUUGCUGCUAUUGCGCGUUAGUGCUCUGACUAAACCUAACGAAAGGUGCAUGCUGUUUCUGAUGGCGCCUUUGUCCUUUCACGAGGACUGAUGCACCUUCACUAUAAUGCCCCAUUAUUUCUCCAUCGAGUGGCUGCUGCCACCUUCUGACCAGUGCUCGGACACCCAAGCUUGAGGGACUCUGUACUUGCUAAGAGGAACUCCUGCCUUCACAGUGUGCAUACUUGCCAGUAAGCAUGUAGAACAACAAGAGCAGCAGUGAGCAGCCUGUUUCUCUUUGUAGUAGGGGUGUGUGUGUGCGAGUGUGCAUUUUUUUUUCUUUCCCUUUUUCUUGCUCUCGAUGGUCUUGGUGUAUAGUGAGUGUGCACAAAAGAAAAAACAAAGAUGUGUAUUGCCUUUAGUUGGUCAUUGCUGUGGGUGGAGUGCGUGUGUGAUGCAUGUUGUGUAUGAUGUGUGUUGCGGCAAACAGGAAACGAAUAAAAGCCGUUUCUAUAUCGGA